AUGCUGUCACAGAGAUUACUACUCGGCCGGACCGCCGUCAGGUCCGCCCUCAAGCCAUCAGGCUCCCCAAUUGCCCUUGCGAGCAGAUGGUCCAGGACUUAUGCUUCCCAGUCUGAGGAGAAGGAUCUUGUCAUCAUCGGGGGUGGUGUUGCUGGCUAUGUUGCCGCCAUCAAGGCCGGCCAGGAGGGCAUGAAGGUCGCAUGCAUCGAGAAGCGCGGAACACUCGGCGGAACCUGCCUCAACGUCGGAUGCAUCCCAUCAAAAUCGCUCCUUAACAACUCACAUCUGUACCACCAGAUCCUUCACGACACAAAACACCGUGGUAUCGAGGUCGGUGAUGUCAAGCUCAACCUCCAACAGCUCAUGAAGGCUAAGGAGACAUCCGUCACUGGUCUCACCAAGGGUGUCGAGUUCCUGCUCAAGAAGAACGGCGUCGAGUAUAUCAAGGGUACCGGCAGCUUCCAGGAUGAGCACACCGUUAAGGUCGAGCUCAACGACGGCGGCGAGACCAGCAUCACCGGCAAGAACAUCCUCAUCGCCACCGGUUCCGAGGUUACCCCCUUCCCCGGCCUCACGAUUGACGAGCAGACCGUCAUCAGCAGCACUGGCGCCAUUGCCCUCGAGAAGGUCCCCGAGAAGCUCGUCGUCAUUGGUGGUGGUAUCAUUGGUCUCGAGAUGGCCUCCGUCUGGUCUCGCCUGGGCUCCAAGGUCACCGUUGUCGAGUACCUCGACCAGAUCGGCGGUCCCGGCAUGGACACCGAGGUUGCCAAGGGCAUCCAGAAGAUCCUGAAGAAGCAGGGCAUCACCUUCAAGACCGGUACCAAGGUCCUUUCCGGCGAGAAGACUGGUGAUGAGGUCAAGGUUCAGACCGAGGCUGCCAAGGGUGGCAAGGAGGAGACGCUCGAUGCUGACGUCGUCCUUGUUGCUAUUGGUCGUCGCCCCUAUACCGGCGGUCUUGGUCUUGAGAACAUCGGCCUCGAGCUCGAUGAGCGCGGCCGUGUCAUUAUUGACGCCGAGUACCGCACCAAGAUCCCCCACAUUCGCUGCGUCGGUGACGCCACCUUCGGCCCCAUGCUUGCGCACAAGGCUGAGGAGGAGGCUGUCGCUGUUGUCGAGUACAUCAAGAAGGGCUACGGCCACGUCAACUACGGCUGCAUUCCCUCCGUCAUGUACACCUUCCCCGAGGUUGCGUGGGUUGGUCAGUCUGAGCAGGACCUCAAGAAGGCCGACAUCCCCUACCGCGUCGGCACUUUCCCCUUCAGCGCCAACUCCCGUGCCAAGACCAACCUCGACACUGAGGGGUUCGUCAAGAUUCUCGCCGACCCUGAGACCGACCGCCUUCUCGGCAUCCACAUCAUCGGCCCCAACGCUGGUGAGAUGAUUGCUGAGGGCACUCUUGCGCUCGAGUAUGGUGCUUCCAGCGAGGAUAUUGCGCGCACUUGCCACGCCCACCCUACUCUUUCUGAGGCCUUCAAGGAGGCUGCCAUGGCCACCCACGCCAAGGCCAUCCAUUUCUAAGUAAGAUAAAGCUUAGGGUGCUGGAAAGGAGGAGGUUUCCUUGUGUAUCUGUACUGUAGUUGUGUUUUCCUCAUUUCAGGCAUUGGUGAAUGGACUCAGCCGGGAUGGUAAAGGCAUUUGAAAGCAGUAUUUAUAAUUUACCCCUGGCCGCUGUUGUUUUGUUUCGUGGUGCCGAGAAGAGAGAAAAGCUUGAGCAGCAAGAGGAGCAAUUUUGUUUUUAGAGCAACGGCAGGUUGGAUGGGAAAGGUUCAUGAGGUCUAUGGUUUAUCUAGCGUCAAAACAUAGAAGGUUGAUUUCCUGUAUGAUGGUACUAUAAUGACCACAGAAUACGUCAAGGGGGUUGAAGUCUUAUGCAGCAUGAUAAAUAAAUAGUGGCA
Molecule: messenger RNA, 1895 nt
Organism: Podospora pseudocomata
Lineage: Eukaryota; Fungi; Ascomycota; Sordariomycetes; Sordariales; Podosporaceae
Gene: LPD1
Product: dihydrolipoamide dehydrogenase precursor
Exons: 5
Coding region: 1-1518 (505 amino acids)
Cellular component (GO): mitochondrion; oxoglutarate dehydrogenase complex
Molecular function (GO): dihydrolipoyl dehydrogenase (NADH) activity; flavin adenine dinucleotide binding
Source: RefSeq, a predicted model, not a curated record